GCGAGCGUACACAUCUCUCUGUUUCUCUCGUGGGUGCUCCUCGAAGACGACUAUUCGUCCCCCCCCCCCCCCCCCCCCAACCCAUACCCUCUCCCCUCCUGCUCGCUUCCCCAUUCCGCCUUCGCAUCGGGCGCCCGCCGCCGCCGCGCCGCCUUAUCCAGCUCGGGUGGUUUGAGGCCGUCCCCGGAGGCGCUUGCUCUUGGGCGGCGUGGCUGCGUUGGGUCUGGGCGCGCUCUGAGCGGGGAGAUCUCGGGGUUUACUCCGCGCGUCAUCGAAGAGGAGGAGGGAGCGGUGGUGGUUGCUGGGAGGGUCCGGUGAGGCAGCCUAGGGUUUCGGGCACGGCGGAGGUACAGCAGGAGAAGUGGCAGUCGUCGUGCAGGCGGCGGGGAUGUACGCGCCGCAGUCCCGCAGCGGGGCUGGUUCCUCUGCGGAGCAGCCUAGAGUCUACCAAGUCUGGCGGGGAAGCAACGAAUUUCUCCUGCAAGGCCGGUUCAUAUUUGGACCUGAUGUGAGAUCCUUGUUUCUCACUGUAUUCCUCAUUCUCGCUCCAGUGUUGGUAUUCUGUAUAUUUGUGGCCAGGCAUCUGACUAAUGACUUCCCUGAUCACUGGGGGAUUUCAGUUAUGGUUGUAGUGGUUGUCUUCACAAUAUAUGAUUUGACGCUGCUGCUUCUUACCUCUGGUAGAGAUCCUGGUAUAGUUCCUCGUAACACUCAUCCUCCUGAACCUGAAUCCAUUGAUGCAAACAAUGAUGUUGGAAAUGGUCAGACUCCACAACAAUUGCGCUUGCCACGGACAAAGGAUGUUUUUGUGAAUGGGGUUGUUGUAAAGGUCAAGUACUGUGACACCUGCAUGCUGUACCGACCGCCUCGAUGCUCCCACUGUUCUAUCUGUAACAACUGUGUCGAGCGUUUUGAUCAUCACUGCCCUUGGGUUGGUCAAUGCAUUGGACUGCGUAAUUAUCGUUUCUUCUAUAUGUUCGUAUUCUCGACCACAUUGCUUUGCCUCUACGUAUUUGGUUUCUGCUGGGUGUACAUAAUCAAGAUCAGAGAUGCAGAAAAUUUAUCGAUUUGGAAGGCAAUGUUGAAGACACCACCAUCCAUGGUUCUGAUCAUCUACUGCUUUAUUUGUGUGUGGUUUGUUGGUGGUCUUUCUGUCUUCCAUUUCUACCUGAUGAGCACCAACCAGACUACCUACGAGAACUUUAGAUAUCGAUAUGACCGACGGGCCAACCCAUAUAACAAAGGUGUUGUGAACAACUUUCUGGAGAUCUUCUGCACUGCUGUCCCUGCUUCAAAGAACAAGUUCCGAGCAAGGGUCCCAGCAGAGCAAGGUUUGCAGCAAGCACGUGCACCAGCUAGGGGUUUUAUGAGCCCAAACAUGGGCAAACCUGUUGGAGAUCUUGAAUUGGGUAGGAAGCCAAUAUCAUGGGACGAACCUCGGUCAGCAGCUGAUAUAAGAGAUUUAGAAGUUGGUCUUGGGGGCAUGUUGGAUGAGAAAGAGGGCAGAAUAGCCCAUGCAUCCCCGGAUCUGAGCAGAGAAGCCCGUCCAGUUGAGCUUAUGGAAGGUAGGGCUGGUAUGCAUUCGAGACGAUCAAGCUGGGGGCACAGAAGUGGGACCUCAGAGUCAAUGGACAGCAUUGCCGUGCAGAUGGGAGCUUUAGAUGGUACCUGGGGCUCAAUCAGUAGCGGCCAUGGCACCACCAGUGGAACUCAUUAACAAAUCAGGCUCCACCUCCUGACGCCGUAUUGGGUCUCAUCUCAACAGUGAGCAACCGUCUGAUCUCAACAACGAAGGGCCAACUUUUAGUGUACUCUGUGAGCUUGUGCUUUUCACCUAGGAUUUGAGUCAGCUGCUUUCUUACCCGUGUCUGUUGUUUCAUCCUGGAAGAGCAUCAGUUCUUCUGACGCACUUGUUUGGUGUUUUAUGCGAAGAAGAUAACAGAAGAGCUUUGACUACGCGUGGUUUGGAUAGUUGGAUUACCUAUCUGUAUAUAUAUAUUAUUGGAACAGUGUAAGAAAGUUUCCUCUCUUUGGUUUGCUGCUUGUUUUCGCGCCAGUAAUAUUAUUGUUCGCAACCAUGUAUUUUUUAGUGUAUACCAGUAACUGUGUGCUUGCAAUACACGUGCCUACUAAAUUAGUCUACAUGUGACUAAUACAUGAAAAACUAUCCGUGAGAAAAAUUGUCUACAUGUGAUUUUAAAUUAGUGAGAUUGAUUUGUAUUGAA
Brachypodium distachyon (stiff brome) is the source of this 2225-nucleotide messenger RNA. Its product is annotated as probable protein S-acyltransferase 7. Gene Ontology annotation, biological process: protein targeting to membrane; peptidyl-L-cysteine S-palmitoylation. The record is from RefSeq and is a predicted model, not a curated record. The coding region runs from base 389 to 1717 and encodes 442 amino acids. NCBI's taxonomy places the organism in Eukaryota, Viridiplantae, Streptophyta, Magnoliopsida, Poales, Poaceae. Gene Ontology annotation, molecular function: protein-cysteine S-palmitoyltransferase activity. Gene Ontology annotation, cellular component: endoplasmic reticulum; Golgi apparatus. The transcript is spliced from 5 exons.